Carica papaya (papaya) is the source of this 629-nucleotide messenger RNA. The record is from RefSeq and is a predicted model, not a curated record. Lineage: Eukaryota; Viridiplantae; Streptophyta; Magnoliopsida; Brassicales; Caricaceae.
ACAAGAAAACUAAGAAGAGAGGUAAACCAUAAACCGGACGCGGCGUCAAUUUCUGCCAUCCUCUCUGUUUCUUUAUCUCCGAAUCGACUCCUCGCAAGGAAUGCGCUCAAAGGACAGAAUUUCGUACUUUUAUGAUGGGGAUGUGGGAAGCGUUUACUUUGGGCCUAAUCAUCCAAUGAAACCUCAUCGACUUUGUAUGACCCAUCAUCUUGUUCUCUCCUAUGAGCUUCAUAAGAAGAUGGAAAUUUAUAUCUUGAGGUCUAAAAGCUCCUAUUUCUUACCCACGUUUCUCUGGGUGUUAGGCUUCUGUCAAAAUAACCUUGGAGAAGAUUGCCCUGUUUUUGAAAAUUUAUUUGAAUUUUGUCAAAUUUAUGCUGGUGGAACAAUAGAUGCUGCCUGCAGAUUAAACAACCAACUAUGUGACAUUGCUAUAAACUGGGCUGGUGGAUUACAUCAUGCCAAGAAGUGUGAGGCAUCUGGAUUUUGUUAUAUUAAUGACUUGGUCUUGGGGAUUUUGGAGCUCUUGAAGUAUCACACCCGAGUUUUGUACAUCGAUAUAGAUGUACAUCAUGGUGAUGGGGUUGAAGAGGCUUUUUAUUUCACUGACAGGUAGUGCAACCUUCUCAUAA